AGUACCUGGGUUCGAGAAAAUUCUGGUGCUGAGAACGUUUAAACUGAACGAUGAUGCAGGGGAGGAGUGGCGAGGAGUGGCAUUGUUAUGGUAUCAAGUAUUGGAGCUGUUAGGGGAGCGAAAAAAGGGUAUAAAAGGAUCAUGGGAUUGUAGGACACUUUCCCUCAGGCUGGCCCUCUUACCCACAUCGACGACGACAUCUCACAUCAUAACUUUUCUUACUUUGACACAUACACCACCACCAAUAACUUUGACGACGAUACUAUGAAGUUCCUCACUCUCGCCGGCUUCUUCCUCCUGCUUGUAGCCGGAGCCAUGACGACCGUCGACGCCGCCACAGAUGCAGAGAAAGCUUGCGGGUUCGCACGCAAGAUUGGUAGUCCAUGCUCGAUCAAGCUUGAUGGGCAGCAUUCUGUCCCUGGAACUUGUCAGAAAAAGUCAGGGCCCAAACUGUUCCGCCACAGGACGUGUAUCCCCAACUCGACAUCCACUGGCGCUGGUGCAGGGGAUGGAACGGAUGGAACAAGCUAAGCUCCAGAGUAAUUUCAACUGCAGAGCAGUGUGGUGUAUGUUUCUUCACGCUUUUGCGCACCGUUGCUCCUUCUUCGAGACAUUUACGAUUUAGAGAGCUGAAAUUCUGUUUUAUGCGACUAGUUGUUGU
This is a messenger RNA of Lentinula edodes (shiitake mushroom), 661 nucleotides long. RefSeq lists its product as uncharacterized. The transcript is spliced from 6 exons. NCBI's taxonomy places the organism in Eukaryota, Fungi, Basidiomycota, Agaricomycetes, Agaricales, Omphalotaceae. The record is from RefSeq and is a predicted model, not a curated record. Bases 265 to 531 code for a protein of 88 amino acids.